UGAAGGGAGAAGCUGCUGCUGGGCCUCUUCCACCACUGAAACAAAGGAGAGAGAGGGCGAGUCACCGAUGGACAGGGCAGGAGCUCUGCCUGACACUGCAGGUGGAUCUCCCAGCCCUGCUGAGACACAGAAGGAGGAAGAGGGAUCCUCCCUGCUGGGGGAUGUCACAGCUGCAGAGAACCACACCGAGCCCUCGGCUCAGCGCGGGGCUGGCGACUCUGCUGAGGCGGCGUCCCUGCUGAGGAAGAAAGGGAAGAAGACCAAAGCAAAGAAGUCUAUCUCUGGGGACCAGGACUCUCUGCCUCCUCAAAGCACAGCACCAGCUCAGACCACAGAGCUGCCUGACACAGGUGCUGCUCCUCCAGAAACCCAGCCCCCCGGCGGUGAGGGGGCAGACCCAGGUGCUGAUGGACGUGCUGAUGCCGGUGGAGACGCACCUGGAGGCGAGAGGGAUUUGGCACAGCUGGGGAAGGGAGCUGGCAGCCCGGGAGCAGAGGGGCUGAGCCCUGCAGAGCGGAGCAGCACUGCCGGGGGGGCUGCCCCAGCUCCCGGUGCCACGGCCCCGGGGGACAAGGUGGGGGAUGGCACGGCCCCGGAGCACGCAGGAACGGCCAGGGACGGUGUGGAGCGGGGCACUGGUGCCCCUGGCCAGCCACCAGCAGCCACAGCCGGUGCCCAGGCCCGGGGCAGCAGCCAGGAGCGGCUGCCAGCAGGGCAGGGAGCCGGUCCCUCUGCCAAGGGAGCCGUCCCUGGCAGUCCCAGGGCACCUCCUGCCCGGGGAGCCCCCCAAAGCAAGGCCGAGCCCAAGGCCUCCCCCGGGGCUCCGUGCCCGCCGGCUGGGAAGGAGCCCAAGCAGAAAGGGACCAGUUCCACUGCCAAGAAUGCAGACACAAAAGAGAAAAAUCAGACCCCAGGUGAGAAAAUGCCCAACGUGAGUGAGAAGACAAGUCUGAACCAAGGAGCCAAGGCUGCCAGGAAGGAGAGUGCUGUGGCUGCUGCAGACAGCCCCAAGAACAAAAAGGAACAAAAGAACCAGAAACAGGUGGAAAAUAUUAAAGAAAGUUCUGUGAGCCGCACUGAGGGUGUCACAGUGUAUUUCCAUGCAAUACUAUCCAAAGACUUCAAGCUCAACCCCGACACUGACAAAGUGUUCAUCAGGGCCCAGGGCAUUCCUUCCUACGCCAGCUGGAAGGACAACAUCUGUGAGCUGAACUGCACCAGGAGUCUGGGAGAGCAUGGAUACCUCAUUGAAGGCGCUGUAACUCUCAGCAGAGAAAUCCUGGAUAAAUACAUUCCUUACAAGUACUGGGUGUCCUGUGGGAAGGGGGAUUAUGAGUUCAUCUACAAGAAGUCAGAGUCCAAUCAGCACGUGAAUCGCUGCUUGUCGAUAAACAGGGCCCUUCUCAACAAUGGGGAGUGGCACCAGUACGAUGACAUCGUGUGCGCGAGGCCUUCCAAGCUCAAAAACAUCUGGCAGAUCUUAACUUUUGAUAAAACCAAGGAAGUGGUGGAAGGGAAGAAAAUAGCUGCCAAUAUUAUGUUAGAAAGUAUCUUCAGCAUUCUUGGAACCUGGAGUCCUGACAAUCUGAGGAAUUUCUUCUGCCAGCUGAGGCAGUUCCAUAACGUUGCAGGAGCCCAGCGGGUGUUUGAUGGCAAGGCAACGGUGUGGAGAGAGUUAAACUUCAGCACAGAGCAGGUGAAUGAUUUGCUGCUAAAAUACAUGAAGAAAAUAGCUGUCCCUUUCCUUGCACCAGAAGCAGCUCCAGAGGACAGGAUCAUCCAAAGCAAGCUGGCUCUGGGGCUCACCAUUGUUGUGGUAGUUGAGGACUAUUCAUUCCCAGUACCUAAAAGUGACCUGGCCGACCUGUGCAGCCUCCUGUGCUUGGAUCAGGUGUCACCCCAAGAUGUACAGGAUGAGAUCCAUCACAUCAAACAGGCUUUUGCAGGAGUUACCAGCUUGAAGGUCGACCUGACAAACUUGUGCCAGAGGUGCCUUGAGUGUAACGUGGAGCAGUGGGUGUGGGUCCUGCCCCUGCUGCAUUCCUUUGCUGCUCCCCUGCAGCAGGAGCACGGGCUGCUGGAGGAGGAUGCCUGGGCAGGGCUGGAAGGGCUUCCAUUUGCUGAAAUCAGGAGGAAGCAACAUGGAGGGACCCUGCUGGCACGAAUGAGAGAAAAGAAGCACCUGAUGGAACUUGAUGGGACUCUGGUCAAGUCCUGGCUCUGUGUGCUGCCCCUGGGGAGCCUGGCUGAGUUCAUAAGAGACUUCUCCAGUGAGCUCUUAGUUACCCUUCAGGGUGUUCUGUACAGGCUGGAGAACGUUGACCUCUCGUGGAGCCGCUCUCAGGUAGAGGAGAUUCUCAACACAGUGCUGAGUGCCUUGGAGGAGCCCCCAGCCAGAGCUCUGGGGGCUCCUUCUUGGCAGGGCUGCUUGUCCUGCUGCCUCAGGCUGCACGAGAGGCUCUGCAAGGCUGCCAGGACUGGGAGCUUGUUCCUGAUCCCGGCCACUGCUGCCACCCUGAUUGCCAAGGUUGCCCAGCUUCAGCCCCCAGCUGUUCCAGGGGAUGCUGUGCAGGAAGUGCCAAGGCUGCUCAGUGGAGCUCUGAGGGAAGCUCGUGCCUGGUUCAGAAACGUUUUAAAGGAGAAGUUACUGAAGGAGUACCUGCACCACGUGGCCUUCUCUUUGUUCUUUGAGCUUCGGGCCUGGAAUAAGUUUGUGACCAUCAGCUUUCCAGAUGAGCAGUUCACCCAGACCUGGAGGAACACUUUACUUGCAGAUCUGAAGAAAAGAAUCCAGCAGGAGCCUCCAGUGAACCAAAUCUUGGUGUACUGCUGUCAGCAUCUCCAAAUCACACAGAUGGACCCCUCCAUCAGCUGGUGCUUCCACAACUGUGCUGUAGAGGCUGUGCCUGCAGCUUGCCAGAUGCAGAGCAAUCUCCUGGAGCAGAUCUCUGCCUACAACAUGGGCCAGUUCAGCCAGCUCGUGUCUGCUGUCAUUGUCAAGUCGUGGCCAGUCAGGCCUGGGCAGUCUGAGGGUGAUUUUGAUACGAUUCUGCACCACCUGCUCACGUGGCCUGACAUCAAACAUACCUUCAGCUUUAAUGGAACAAACAGAAACCUCCUGGACAAGCUGACAGAGGAAGCCAAGGAUGUCAUGGCCAUAGCAGACUCUGUGCUCACGAGUGUCACCGACGACAUCCACAGCGGCUGCAUCCUGGUGAAACACCUGGAGGAGGUGUUCCAGCACCAGGAGCAGUUCCUCUGCAUCUGGGAGACCAAGCAUCAGCAACGACCGAGUGAGGAAAAGGAGCUGCUCCAGAGAAGCCUGAAAGAGCUGCUGGCAUUGAGGCAUGAGGAAGUCACACAGCUCAGAAGAGAGGAAAAAGCAGUAGGAACCUUCCUGAGCAUGUGCAGGAAGGUGCAGAAAUCUGUGAGAGUGAAUGUUGGUGAGGUGGCAUUUCAACACUCAAAAGAUCUUCGCUUCACAAGACUCAAUCAAGUUGUGGUGCUGAGAAAGAGGCCCCUGCAGACCUUCUACAGCCUGAGCCCUGAGCUGAAAGAGUUUGUCCACAAAAUGCACUCUUUCAAGGACAGCCUGAUCUUCCAGCAGUUCUGGGAGGAGGCAGCACAGAAGGCAGGAGAGGAGUAUGUGUGUGACAGUCCAGAGGAGGAUGAGGAGGAGGACGAGGACGAGGAGGAGAUUGCUCCUGAGCUGGACCUCGAUGAGGUUUUGAACAGCGUGAUCCGCCCUUGCUUUGACAGCUAUGCCAUGCUGUAUGAUGAUCUCAGAUCAGGAAGUCUCACGCUUUCUGCAGUGGAUAGAACUUUCCAGGAAUUCACAAAUCAUCCUGAGGAUCUCAGGGUGGAGCUGAACACCAUCUGUGGCCUUCAGCCUGCAGAGGACAGAGGCUGGGUUGACCUGCGAGUGCAGCAGAUCCAGCAGUACCAUGAAAUGCAUUUAACCUUGGAUGCAGCCAAGAUCAUUGCCCAUGUCAAAGAGAGUUUAGGCCUCUCUGGUGACUUCAGUAUCCUGGAAAACUUGUUGCAUAUAACAGAAAAGCUUGAAUCCUACAAGACCCAGAAGCUGGAUUCCAUCAGCCCUGAGCUCGUGCAGGCCAAGAAGCUGCUGCAGGGGAUCACCGUGCCCCGCCGUGGCUGUCUGAGGGAGCUGGCCCAGCAGAAGGAGUUUGUCUGCUGGGUCAGAGAGGCACUGAAAGACAUCAACGAGCUGAAGGUGUUUGUUGACCUGGCCUCCAUCUCGGCGGGGGAGAACGACAUGGACGUGGACCGCGUGGCCUGUUUCCACGGCACUGUGCACGGCUACUCCUCCCUGCUCUACGAGCUGCGCCACGACUCGGGCUUCGAGGACUUCAUGCGCUGCUUGCAGAAGCUGUGGCGAGCCCUGGACAGCGACGAGACCCUCCCUGAGAAACUGCGUGCCUCGGCCCAGCACCUGGAGUGGCUGAAGACAGUGAAGGAGAGCCAUGGCUCGGUGGAGCUGUCCUCGCUGUCCCUGGCAGCUGCCAUCAACAGCAGAGGGGUCUACGUGCUGAGGGCCCCAGCUGAUGGCCAGAAGGUCUCCUUGGACAGUGUCCUGCGCUUCACCCUCCCGGGGAGCUCGGGGGACACCGAGGCCUCCUGGAAGUACUCGCUGGCAGAGCUCCGCGAGCUGCAGAACAAGCUGAUGCUCAUGUCGGCCAAGGGAGAGCAAGGCCUGGAGGUGGAGAGGUUCUCCGAGGUCUUUUCCAAUGUCCAGAGACUUGCCCAGGCCUUUAUAGACCUGUACUCAGCUGGGAACAUGCUUUUCCGCUCCUGGCUUGCUCAGGUGUAUUGCUCACCCCACAAAGAAUCCUGUGUUUUUAUAGACUUCUCCCUGGGCCCCAUCCCAGUGCUGGAAGGGCAAGGGGAUAUGGCAGCUGUGCUCCCAGCCCUCUGCAAGACCAUGGAGAGUUUCCUGGAGAGCUGGAAAAGCUUCAUGAACGCCAAGCGUUGUGAGCAUUUCUACCUGAACUACUACAGCGCGGAGCAGCUGGUGUUCCUGUGCUCAGAGCUGGGCAGGGGCAGCCCCAGCCAGGCUGCCCUCAUGAUGCUCUCCUUCCUCAACCCCCACUGCACCGAGCAGGAUGUGCUCACAGCCCUCGAGAGCCGGGGCCCUCCCAGCUCAGCCCAGGCUGGCUCUGACUUCCAAGUGCUGCUGGACGGGGAGGGGGACCUGAGCGCGCGGCUGGAGCGCAUCUGGGAGUGCUACAUGAGCAACAUGGGCUCCUUCCUCCCCAGCUGCCUGGACGUGGACACGCUGGGCGUGUGGCUGAAGAGCCUGGCCAGCAGGGGCAGGGGUCGCGUCACCAGAGCCUUCCCUCAGGACCUGCUCCACGUGGGCCAGCCCAACCUCAUCAGCUGCCCUCGCUCCGAGGUGCUCAGCUCCGCCCUGGCCAUUUACAUGAACAGCCCCGAGCAGCCCCUGCCCACCUUCGACGAGGUGCUGCUGUGCACGCCCCAGACCAGCGCAGAGCAGGUGGGGCUGUUCCUGCGCCGCUGCCUCAUCCCCUGCCAGGGGGGGAACAAGAUCUACACCAUGCUCUACGCCGAUGAGCUGAGCUACGACGUCAGCAAGAGGGCAGAGGAGCUGUUCCAGCACCUGCAGUGCUACAACAGCUCCUACAGGCUCAUCAUCCUGUGCAACUGCGAGGGGGAGAACAGCUACCUGCCCUCUGCCUUCAGCCACUGCAAGGUGCACAUGAUUCCCCAGAGGCCACGGGCAGAGAUCCAGCAGUACCUGCAGCGCCACCUCCGAGUGCCCCAGCCCUCCGACUCGGCCGCGGCCGUGUUCAAGGAGCACAUGUGUGUUGGGAUUGUGUCCUCCAAAAGAGCUGGCAUGGGGAAAUCUCUGUAUGUGAAGAGGCUGCAUGAGAGACUGCAAGAAGAGCAGCCUGAUUGCACAGAACUUCUGAAAACCAUCAGACUGAUUGAACCAGAAGUGGAUGAAGAUAAAGUGCUAAAAUCUCUCCUGCCUUUUCUGAAGAAAGAACACCAGACAAAGCCCAUGAUAUUCCAUUUUGAUAUCACCUCCUCAGUGCAGCGUGGCAUUCCAGAGUUUCUCUUCAAGCUGUUGGUUCUGCAGUACCUGACAGAUAAUAAUGGCAAUAUGUGGCUAAGGCAGAAGUGUCACCUGUACAUCAUUGAAAUCCUGGAGGGGUCCCCAGUGCCAAAGACAACAGCCAGACCUAUGUCAGUGAACCAGAAGUAUCACUUCUUGGAUGUGUUCCCUAAAAUAACAUGCAAGUCUCCCAAAGAAGUGCUGGAAAUGGAGACACUUGGGAACUGUGCCGGGCAUGUGGGAAUGGACGAGGAGGAGUUUUGCAGUGAGGCUUUCCAGAGACCCUUCCAGUACCUGAAGAGGUUUGACCAGGGCUGUAACCUGGACAGGUUCUGCUACGAGGCGCUCUCGGUGGAAGGCAGCCCUGCAGAAUGCCUGCAGCUCUUCCUGCUGCACUGCGGGGUCGUGGAUCCCUCCUGGGCAGAGCUCCGCAACUUCACCUGGUUCCUCAACGUGCAGCUGAGGGACUGUGAAGCCUCUGUCUUCUGCAACCCUGACUUUGUCGGGGACACUCUGAAUGGCUUUAAGAACUUUGUGGUUGGCUUCAUGAUUCUAAUGGCACGGGACUUUGCGACGCCCUCCCUGAGCAUUUCCGACCAGAGCUCGGGAAGACGAUCCUCCCACCUGGAGAACGUUCCGGAGGAAGAUCUGCUUCCUUUCCGCAUCAGGAAGAAGUGGGAGUCAGAGCCUCAUCCCUACCUGUUUUUCAAUGAGGAUCGUGUGUCCAUGACAUUCAUUGGCUUCCACUUCCAGCAGACCAGGAAUCGCAUUGAUGCCAUCAAUCCUCUGAACGGGACUGUCAUCAAGAAGGACAUCAUGACCGCCCAGCUCUACCAGGGCCUGUUAAUGCAGAGGGUUCCCUUCAACGUGCCCUUCGAUCAGCUGCCCCGCAACGAGAAGCUCGAGAGGCUCUGCAUGGUGCUGGGGCUGCCCUGGGUGUUUGACCCUGAUGAGACCUACGAGCUCACCAUGGACAACAUGCUGAAAAUCCUGGCCAUCGAGAUGCGAUUCCGCUGCAACAUCCCCGUGGUCAUCAUGGGAGAAACGGGCUGUGGGAAGACCAGGCUGGUGAAGUUCCUGUGCCAGUUACGCAGGAGCUUCAUCGAGGUGGAGAACAUGAAGCUCGUCAAGGUUCACGGAGGUACCACUGCGGAGAUGAUCUACGCCAGGAUCAGAGAAGCAGAAGCCCUGGCUAUAUCCAACAAGGAGCAGCACGGCUUGGACACCGUGCUCUUUUUUGACGAAGCCAACACGACGGAGGCCGUGAGCAGCAUCAAGGAGGUUCUUUGUGACCGCACGGUGCAGGGGCAGCCCCUGGCCCCUGGCUCUGGCCUGAGGAUCAUCGCAGCCUGCAAUCCGUACCGCAAGCACACGGACAGGAUGAUCCAACGCCUGGAGCUGGCUGGGCUGGGCUACCGGGUGAAGGCCGACGCCACCCGGGAGAAGCUGGGCUCCAUCCCGCUGCGGCAGCUCGUGUACCGCGUGCACGCGCUCCCGCCCAGCAUGAUCCCGCUGGUCUGGGACUUCGGGCAGCUCAACAACUGCACCGAGAAGAUGUACAUCCAGCAGAUCGUGCAGCGCGUGGCCGAGCAGCUGCUGCUCACGACCAAGGACGACGUGAGGACGGUCACAGAGGUGCUCUUUGCCUCCCAGCAGUACAUGAGGCAGAGGGAUGACGAGUGCAGCUUCGUCAGCCUGCGGGACGUGGAGCGCUGCAUGGAGGUGUUCAAGUGGUUUUACAGGCACAGCCCCAUGCUGCUGAGGGAGCUGGAGAAGUACCUGGCUGAGAGGAAAGUCCCCAAGGGCAGCGGUGACAGAAAUGAUGUCAUCUGGUCCUUGGUGCUGGCGGUUGGGGUCUGCUACCACGCGUCCCUGGAAGAGAAGGAACCAUACAGGACUGCCAUCAGCCGGGUCCUCCCAAAGCCUUAUGAUACCCAGAAAAAGAUUUUGGAAGAAAUCACCCUGAUGCAGGACUUAUUCCUGAGUGGGGUACCGCUCCGGGAUACCAUAGCAAGGAACUUGGCCUUGAAGGAAAAUGUCUUCAUGAUGGUCAUCUGUAUUGAGCUGAAAAUCCCCCUUUUUCUGGUGGGGAAGCCUGGGAGCUCCAAAUCCCUGGCAAAAACCAUCGUGGCCGAUGCUAUGCAGGGCCAAGCAGCUCAUUCUGAUCUGUUCAAGGACCUGAAGCAGAUCCAUCUCGUGUCUUUUCAGUGCAGCCCCCUCUCCACUCCAGAGGGCAUCAUAGGCACUUUCAAGCACUGUGCUCGAUUCCAGGAAGGGAAGAACUUGGAGGAGUAUGUAUCAGUGGUGGUUCUGGAUGAGAUUGGGCUGGCAGAAGACUCUCCCAAAAUGCCCCUGAAGACUUUGCAUCCACUUUUGGAGGAUGGCUGCAUAGAUGAUGUCCCUCUUCCUCACAAAAAGGUUGGCUUCAUUGGGAUUUCCAACUGGGCUUUGGACCCUGCUAAGAUGAAUCGAGGCAUCUUUGUGUCUCGUGGUGACCCCAGCAGAGAGGAGCUCAUCGAGAGCGCAAAGGGCAUUUGCUGCUCGGCACGGGGGGCUCUGCAGAAGGUCGAGCAGUAUUUCCAUCACUUUGCAGAUGCAUAUGAGAACAUUUGCAAGGCCCAAGACAGGGAGUUCUUUGGCCUGCGUGACUACUACAGCCUCAUAAAGAUGUUUUUUGCCCUAGCCAAGAGCUCCAAAAGCGAGCCCACACCUCAGGACAUCGCCGCAGUGGUUCUUCGUAACUUCGGUGGCAAAGAUGACGUCAAUGCCUUGGAAAUAUUCACUUCCAAGUUGCUAGAGAAAGGGGAGAUACGUGCUCACGAUAUCAGUAGGAUAGAGCUGAUCCGACAGAACAUUUACAGCAGCGCUGAGGAUGGGGACUGCAGGUACCUGCUGGUGUUGACUGAGAACUACGCUGCGCUGCAGAUCCUCCAGCAGGCUUUUUUCACCGCCCGCCAGCAGCCAGAAAUCAUCUUUGGCUCCAGUUUUCCUAAGGACCAAGAAUACACCCAGAUAUGCAGGAACAUCAACCGAGUGAAGGUGUGCAUGGAAACCGGCAAGAUGGUUGUGCUCCUCAACCUGCAGAACCUCUACGAGAGCCUCUACGACGCCCUCAACCAGUACUACGUGUACCUGGCCGGGCAGAAGUACGUGGACCUGGGGCUGGGCACGCACCGGGUGAAGUGCCGGGUGCACCCCGACUUCCGCCUGAUCGUCAUCGAGGAGAAGGAGGUGGUGUACAAGCACUUCCCCAUCCCGCUGAUCAACCGGCUGGAGAAGCACUACCUGGACAUCGGCACCGUGCUGGACGGGGCGCAGCGCGAGGCCGUGCGGGAGCUGGAGCGCUGGGUGCAGGAGUUCGCGGCCGUGAACACGGAGGAGCACUUCAUCGGCCAGCAGCAGUACAGCCCCGCGGACGUGUUCGUGGGCUACCACGCCGACACCUGCGCCUCACUGGUGCUGCAGGGCACGCAGCGCCUGCGCCCGGCCUGCGCGCCCGCCGAGCUGCUGCCCCGCGUCGCCGAGCGGGCGCGGCUGGCGCUGCUCAACUGCGCCACCCCCGACGCCGUCAUCCGCCUCUGCAACUCCGUGGGGGUGUUCAUGGCGCCCGCCCUGGCACACACCUACUUCAGGGAGCAGCACCACACCUCCUUCGCCGACUUCCUGGGUGCCCACGUGCGGGCAGGGGCUGGGCCACAGACUGCCUUCACCGAGGUCACCACCUUCUCCCGGCUGCUCACCAGUGCCGACGUGGCCUGCCUGGAGAGGGAGGUGCAGGGCAAGGCCCAGAGGCCCCAGCUGCUGUUCCUGCAGCAGUUUGACACCGAGUUCUCCUUCCUGAAGGGCAUCCGGGAUUUCCUGGAUUCCACUACAGGAAAUAAAGUCCUCAUUAUUCAGACAGACUUUGAAGAUGGCUCUCAGAAUGCCCAGCUCAUUGCCUCAGCCAAGUACACCGUGGUCAAUGAGAUCAACAAGGUGGACCUGGGGGAGGCCUCUGUCUUUGUUUACUUCAUCAUGAAGCUCUCCCGGCUGAAAGGAGGCACCUCCUACGUGGGAUUCCAUGGAGGGCUGUGGCACUCGGUGCACAUCGACGACCUGCGCAGGUCCAAGGACAUGAUCUCUGACCUGACAGCCCUGCAGAACCUCACCAUCAGCCAGGUGUUCUCCCAGGAGCCAGCUGCAGCCAGAGCUGCAGCUCUGCCUGCCAGUGGAGAAGCUCAGCAGGAGGAGGUGGAGGCUGGAACACCAGUGCCGGGAGCAGAGCACCAGGAGGGGGAGAUCCUGGACACCACGGUGCUGCUGAGGACCUGUGUGCAGAGCGCUGUGGGCAUGCUGAGGGACCAGAACGAGGACCUGAGCCGCAGCAGGAGGAGGAUUGAGAUUCUGCUUGGCCUCUUCUCCACAGAGGAUGAGCUGAAAGCCUCUUUCCUGAAGAUAACCAAGGCUCGUCUCUCCAGCCUGUUGAAGAAGCAAGAAGAAAAUUCCCUUCACCCAAAGAACUGGGUGCUUCGGGAGGCCUCCAACCUCAGUGCUCUGCAGGAGGCAGGUACCUUCAGGCACACCCUGUGGAAGCGAGUGCAGAAGGUGGUCACUCCCUUCCUGGCUCUCCUGGUCGCUGUCAUGGACAGGAAUGGCAAUCUGGAGCUGCUGGCCAGGCCAGGAGCCACGUGGGUGACAAAGCUGUGGAUGUUCAUCUUCAGUGACUCCAAAUUCCUGAGUGUCUCUCCUGGGGUGGGGAAGAACAGCCCUCAGCCAGAGAUAAUCCUGGUGCAGAACAACAUGAUGGUAUCUGCUGAUGCUGGGAAUGAGAUGCCCUUCAGCUGGAGGAUAAAGGAGUACCUGGAAGAGAUGUGGUUGGAGGCUCAGUACAUCCAAAACACUGAAGGCCAUGCUGAGAAGUUUGUGGAAUACUUCCAGAAAACUGCCCUGGGAAAAUUCAUCUCUUCUCUGACUGAGGGAGAAAGGCAGAUGCUCUUUGAGUGCUACAUCACAGAUUUUAUUGUCUUGACCAUCGGUGUGUCCUCCCAGGAGGAGCUGCAGUGUCUGCGCGUGGCGUUCCUGUCCUGCGUGGAGCAGUGGGUGGCAGAGUCCCCCUGGAGGAGGGAGCUGGUGCCCUCGCUGCCCUGGGCCCACCUGGCACACAGCCGCUUCAAGAGCCGCCUGCAGAACUUCUCCAGGAUCCUGGCCGUGUACCCCCGGGUGACUGGGCACCUCCUGGGCCAGCAGGGCUGCAGGAUUCCCUGCUCUGAGAUGGUUCUGGACGUGCUGGCUGCCAUGGGCUGUGCUGAGGAGCUGGAGAAGCUGGUGCAGACAGCUCCCCCUGAGCUCUGGCUGCAGAGGGUGAAGAACCUCCACAUGCCCAUUGAGUUCCUGUGCAAGGAGGAGAGUGCCCAGCGCAGGGGCAGCCGCUGCCACCAGCUGCUCAGGGAGCUCAGGGCCUGCUGGAGCCGCGUGUUUGCCAUGGCACUCUUUGUGGAGCACGUCCUGCUGGGCAUCCGCGCCCUCAUGCCCGAAUUCGAGGGCUUGGUGAGGAAAUACACCCUGCUGCUUGCCAAGUGUUUCCAGCACGAUUCAGACAUGAAGUCCCAUCCAACCUUUGUUGCAGUGCUGACAGUGCUGUGCCAGUGCAAGAACGAGGUCAGCAGCAGGCUCUACAGGCAUGGUCUGGAGCCCUGUCCCAUCUGCCUGGGAGAGCCCAAGGACCCCGUGUGCCUGCCCUGCAACCACGUGUUCUGCCACAAGUGCAUCAGCCAGUGGCUGGUGCCAGCACAGAUGUACUGUCCCUACUGCAGGGCUGCUCUGCAGGAGGUGCAGUUGACUGUCUCUGAGGAGCUCAGAGCUGCCAUAGCAAAGAAGGCCCUGUUCCGCCAGAGGUGCAACAAUUUCUUCAUUGACAUGGUCACCACCAUGUGCUUCAAGGACAACGAGCCCCCUGAGCCAGAGGUGAUCCAGAGGCUCCUGGACCUGCUCUUUGUUCACAGAAGCCUCGUGAAGGACCCAGAUCACCCAGCUGUCUACACCAAAUUCCUGUCCCCGUUUAAUGAUGAGGUGGAUGAGACUCCCAUCAUCCGCUCAGUGAUGCUGAAGCUGCUCCUGAAGUACAGCUUCAAUGAAGUCAAAGAUGAUGUGCAGCGCUACCUGUCCCAGGUGGAGCACAACGAGCUCCUAGAGAAAAAUGACAAAAAAGAGCUCUACCUGCUUUUUGUCAACUGCUUGGAGGAUUCCAUGUGUGAGAAGUCGGAGAACAGCCUGGGAUGUGGGCACGGGAGCAGUGUGCCUGAGGACAGAGCCUUUCCAGAGCACUACCUGCCCUGCAGCAGCAGAGGGGCUCCCCAGGAAGCCUCUGUGCAGUACCUGCAGGCCGUGGCCGAGGUGCGCCUGUGCCUGGCCAGGGCUGCAGAGCUCAUCUUCCACCUGCAGCAGCACACACAGCCAGAGCAGAUGAGGGAUGAGCAGAGUUUCCUGAAGAGUGUGGAGAAGUUCUGCAGCCGUGCCAGGAACGACUGGCACCGUGUGUACCUGGUCAGGAGGAUUGCCAGCCAGCAUGGCAUGGAGUUUGCCCAGAAGCUGGUCACAGAGCCACGCUUCAGCUGGGUGUUCCCAGCAGAAAUCCUGCAGCAGGUGCAGCACAGCCAGUCCAACCACAUCGACCGGUACCUGGUGUGCGGGGAGCGCUACCGCGCCCUGCGCGACGCCGUGGGACGAGCCAUGAUGGAGGGCACGGCCCAGGGGCUGCUCCAGGCCCAGCAGGCCUCCGGCAGCCCCCCAGCUCUGGAAGCUGCCCACCUGCUCCUGGCCAUCUUCCGAGAGGUCACUGUCCUGUACGGGGAUGCAAGCCUCCGUCCCAAGCAGCAGCAAGCAGAGGCCAUGGUUGAGUUCGUCCAGAGCUGCCCAGCGCUGAGUUCCCCCGAGCUGCAGCACCUUGCAGUUGCCCUGGUGAAGAACACCCUGCCCGGGCUGGCCGUGGGGCCGCGGGGACACAGCCAGCAGGGAGCCCUGCUGGAGAUGGCCGUGCACGUGGCUGCUGUGCUGCUCUGUGGGCACAGCCCUGUCCUGCAGCCCCUCAGGAACCUGGCCUUCCAUCCUCACAGCAUGCAGCUCUCCUUUCUGCCCACCAUGCCCGAGGACAUGAUGGCUCAGGCAAGGACCUGGAAGGACAUGCUUGGUCUGCACUGGUAUGAAUGUCCCAAUGGCCACUUGUCCACUGUGGGAGAGUGUGGGCUCCCCAUGGAAACGAGCCGCUGUCCCGACUGCCAGGUCCCCAUUGGAGGCACCAACCACAAACCCGUGCAGGGCUUCCAUCAGUCCAGGAUCCGUGAGGACAGGACUCAGACUGGGCACAUCCUUGGAGACGUGGAGCACAGGAGGACACUGGGGACGUCUGACAGGGGCGUGUCCCCCGUGGUGUUUGUGCUGCUCCGUUUGCUCACCCACCUGUCCAUGCUGCUGGGAGCCUCCAGAGACCCUCAGUCCCUGGGAAGGAUGAUCAAGCCAGCAGUGGAGGAUGUGGUGAGCUUCCUGCAGCAGCACGUUCAGGAGGACCUGGCACAGCUGACCAGGAUUUUGGGGAAGAGUGUGGAUGACACCAUCAACAUCGUGCACCUGGUGCUCAGCAGGCUCCUGCAGGCCCCCCAGCAGCAGCCAGGCCAGUGGCUGGUGCAGUUUGAUGAGUUUCUGUCCACCAAGGGGAAGAGAAACAAAUGGGAAGAAAUUGUUGCAGACACAAUUAUUGUUCCUGAAUUGGAGGAUUUGGAUAAAAAGCUUCUCAAGUUGAACCGGCAGAUCCAAGAGGAUGAGAGAAUCUCCUCCAACCCCAUAGUGAAGCUGGUGUAUGGGGACCCAGCUGCGUUCCUGUCCCAGCUGCCAGGGGACAGCCACGUGCACCACUCCAGGAUGUGGAGCUGCCGCAGGAGGGUUUCUGUGGAGAACCUGGGCCACGUUGUGCAGCAGAAGAACGCCAAGGACGCCGUCCCUCUCCUUUGCAAGUUCCUGCAGAAGGAAAAUGAGCUGAGGCUGGUGAAAUUCCUACCAGAGAUUCUGGCUCUGCAGAGAGAUUUGGUGAGGCAAUUCCAGAACACAGCAGAGAUCAAACACUGCUCCAUCAGGGAGUUCCUCAGGGAGCCCCACUCAGAUGUGAUGAGGGACCUGUUAGAGAGGAGAGUGAAUGUGUUUCUGUCUGUCUGGAACAAGCUGAGAAGCUCCCUGGACACCAAUGGGGAAAUCAAGCUGCCCAAAGGCUACUGUGAUGCUGAGCUGAGCCUGGACAGCAGGCUGGAGGUGCUGCUGCCGCGGUGCCAGGGGCUGGGGCUGUGCUCCACGGCGCUGGCCAGUUACCUGAUCGGGCUGCACAACGACCUGGUGCACUCUGUGCACAGGCACACCAAGGAGGAUGACAGGUACCUGGUCAGCCCCUCGGAGGUGGCCGACCUGCACCUGAUCAGCUACGAGGUGGAGAGGGACCUGAUCCCUCUGAUCCUGUCCAACUGCCAGUACAGCAUGGAGAAGGGAGGGGAGACCUUGCAGGACUUUGACCUGGAGAGGAUCCAGCAGCAAGUGAUCAGCAAGUUCCUGCAGGGGAAGCCGCUGAUCACGCUGACGGGAAUCCCCACCCUGGUGCACAGACACGACCGCAACUACGAGCAGCUGUUCGGUGAUGUCAGGAACAAGCUGGAGCAGAGUGCCCUGCCCAGUUCUGUGAUGAACAUGAUCAGCGGGGAGCUGCAGUCCUACAGUGAUGUGUGUGAUGCCCUGUCCCUCACUGAGAUCACCCUGGGCUUCCUGGCCAUGGCUGGUGAGAACGCUGACAUGCUGCUGACCGAGUACAUUGAGCAGGUUCUGCAGAUGGGGGAUCAGACAAACCCUCACGUGCUGCAGGCCCUGAGACGGUGCCAGCUCAGGCACAGCAUGGCCCUGUGGCAGCUCCUGUGUGCCCACAAAUCCGAGCAGCUGCUGCGCCUCGGCAGGGAUCCUUUUGCAGAUGUCAGUCCAGACUACAAAGAAGAGCUCACCCCAGAGCUUGCCAAGCUCCUGCACACGUUCCUGGUGCACUGCAGGCUGGAAACCUUCCUGCAGGAGCUCCAUGAAAUGAUCAUCCUGAAGCUGAGACGUGCCCAAGCUGUGCAGGAAUUCAAACCCACAUGGAGCCUGAAGGAAUCACUCUUGCCUUACCUUGAUGACAAAGACUCUGAGUUAGCUCUGGAGCUGGAAGACACAUUCCCAGAUGAGAUUCUCCUGUCUCAUGCCGCUGGUACCUGGAAAGCAGCUGCUGCCUUCAAGAGGGAGCACAGGGACAGUUAGGACAGAGCCCUGCCGGGGACUGCCACAACACCGUGUCAGGGCUUCUGCCACUCUGGGCAUUUGUUUGGGGCUUGUUGGUUGUUCUUUGGGUUUGGGGUUGUUGUUGUUGUUUUUACACCUGAUGUGAAGAGUGGCCGUGGAGGAGGGUGAAAUAGACCCAGCAGCUCAGUGCGAACCCUGGAUCGCCACAGCUCCAGAGCCACCGGAGGAACAUGAAGGAUUUUUUUACAAGCCAUGGUGCCGUCGUGCCGGGGCAGGGUUGGUGUUUUCCUGCCUGUCUUUCUGCGCUGGCUGCAGAAGCGGCGCCUGCCCGGCGCCCCCGCACAGGGAGCC
Melozone crissalis (California towhee) is the source of this 15724-nucleotide messenger RNA. RefSeq names its product ring finger protein 213 (gene RNF213). The transcript has 65 exons. Gene Ontology annotation, molecular function: ATP binding; ATP hydrolysis activity; ubiquitin-protein transferase activity. Gene Ontology annotation, biological process: ubiquitin-dependent protein catabolic process; negative regulation of non-canonical Wnt signaling pathway; sprouting angiogenesis. Bases 68 to 15391 code for a protein of 5107 amino acids. Gene Ontology annotation, cellular component: cytosol; membrane; nucleolus. The record is from RefSeq and is a predicted model, not a curated record. NCBI's taxonomy places the organism in Eukaryota, Metazoa, Chordata, Aves, Passeriformes, Passerellidae.